AUGUCGGGCCGUGACAUGUCGCGUCGACAAGACAACUACAAGGCAAAGGGUGUUUUCAAGCAGGAUGAGCUCCGAAGAAGACGCGAGGAGGCUCAGGUCGAGAUUCGUCGUCAGAAGCGUGAAGAGUCCAUGGCAAAGCGUAGGAAUCUCAACGUUGGCGAUGACACUGACGGCGCAGACUCGGACGACGAUGACACCGCAUCCGCUGCCAUCGACGCUCAACUCGCCGAUGAGCUCCCAAAGAUGAUCGACGAUGCUAUGAGCGACAACCUCGACCGCCAACUCGACGCUACCACCAAGUUCCGCAAGCUGCUUUCCAAGGAGAAGAACCCGCCCAUCGAGCGCGUCAUCGCCGCUGGUGUCGUUCCUCGCUUUGUCGAAUUCCUUCGAAGCCCUCACAGCAUGAUUCAGUUCGAGGCUGCCUGGGCACUCACCAACAUCGCCUCCGGUACUUCUGAUCACACCCAGGUUGUCAUCAACCAGGGUGCCGUGCCUGUCUUCAUCGAGCUGCUCUCUUCGCCCGUGCUCGACGUACGCGAGCAGGCCGUCUGGGCUCUCGGUAACAUUGCUGGUGACAGCCCCAAGUGCCGUGACUACGUCCUUCAGGCCGGUGCCAUGCGUCCUUUGAUUGCCCUCCUUAGCGAAAACCACAAGCAGAGCAUGCUCCGCAACGCAACCUGGACGCUCAGCAACUUCUGCCGUGGCAAGAACCCGCAGCCGGACUGGGCCAUGGUUUCGCCCGCUCUCAGCGUCCUCACCAAGCUCGUCUACUCGAUGGACGACGAGGUCCUUAUCGACGCCUGCUGGGCCAUCUCGUACCUCUCGGAUGGUGCUAACGAGAAGAUUCAGGGCGUCAUCGAGUCUGGUGUCUGCCGCCGCCUCGUAGACCUGCUCACCCACCCUUCCACGGCCGUUCAGACCCCUGCGCUCCGCUCCGUCGGUAACAUCGUCACCGGUGACGACUACCAGACUCAGGUCGUCAUCUCGUCUGGUGCGCUCCCACCUCUGCUCUCGCUCCUCUCUUCGCCUAAGGAGGGCAUCCGCAAGGAGGCCUGCUGGACCAUCUCCAACGUCACCGCCGGCUCCUCGCAGCAGAUCCAGGCCGUCAUCGAUGCCAACAUCAUCCCUCCUCUCAUCGACAUUCUCCAGCACGCCGACUUCAAGACCAAGAAGGAAGCCUGCUGGGCCAUCAGCAAUGCCACCAGCGGUGGUCUCUCCGAACCCCAGCAGAUCCGCUACCUCGUCUCGCAAGGCUGCAUCAAGCCUCUCUGCGACCUUCUGCGCAGCAUGGACAACAAGAUCAUCCAGGUCGCCCUUGACGGUCUUGAGAACAUUCUGAAGGUCGGCGAGAUGGAUCGCGAGUCUGCCGGUGGUGACGCUCCCAACCAGUAUGCACUCCACAUCGAGGAGUGCGGUGGCAUGGUCUCGAUCCACAACCUGCAGCACCACGAGAACCUCGACAUCUACAAGAAGUGCUUCUACAUCAUGGACAAGUACUUCCCCGAUGACGAGGCGCAGGACACGGGUCUGGGCGCUACUCAGGUUGACGAGACUGGUGCUUUCGCCUUCCAGUCCGACCUCAACGCUCCUCAGGGCGGCUUCAACUUUGCUCCUGCGCAGAAUGGUAUGCAGCAGUAG
This is a messenger RNA of Kalmanozyma brasiliensis GHG001, 1638 nucleotides long. Its product is annotated as Armadillo. Bases 1 to 1638 code for a protein of 545 amino acids. Gene Ontology annotation, molecular function: protein binding; nuclear import signal receptor activity. Gene Ontology annotation, cellular component: nucleus; cytoplasm; nucleoplasm. The transcript has a single exon. Gene Ontology annotation, biological process: NLS-bearing protein import into nucleus. NCBI's taxonomy places the organism in Eukaryota, Fungi, Basidiomycota, Ustilaginomycetes, Ustilaginales. The record is from RefSeq and is a predicted model, not a curated record.